This is a messenger RNA of Xenopus tropicalis (tropical clawed frog), 4689 nucleotides long. Lineage: Eukaryota; Metazoa; Chordata; Amphibia; Anura; Pipidae. The record is from RefSeq and is a predicted model, not a curated record.
CGGAGACCGGGAGCGAACCGGGACAGGGGGGGAAACAAAGGGGAAAGGAGAGCGAUAGAGACAAAGGGAAGGGCUUGAGGAAAGCUGGCCAAGAGACCGAUGAACCAGGUCGUGUGGGGGCGGCCAAGGGUAAGGGGCUAAUAAGGGAGGGAGCAAGGAAGGGAAGGGGCAGUGAGAGCUAUUAGAAUAUGGAGUGAGGGGCGAGGAGAAAGCGAGAAGUGUUGCCGCGGAGACACAAGGGGAGAAGGAAGGACACAGAAGGGACGGCGAGGUGGGGAUGCGAGACGGCCAGACACUGAGAGAAGAAAGCGGGGCGGCCGCACAGGGACGGAUUGGGAGCGGGCAGGAAGGCCAGACAGCAGCCCUUUGCCACAACACGGAGAGGCAGGUAAAGGGGAGGUACACUGAGGGCUAGGGCAGAGACUCCUACCCACACACGGCCAGGCAGGGGCCCACUGAGCAGUAGGGAGAGGCCCAGAGAAGGCAAAGGGGAGACAUUCACUAAAGCAUGAAAUAGCAAAGAGACAUUGAGAGACAAUUCAGGGAUAUACUGACUGAGAGGCAUGCCCAGGAGAGACAGACUCAGAGGCUCAGGAAAGACUGAAUAGAAGGCAAACUGAAGGCCAGAGACAUAGGGAGUGAAGGCCAGAGACAUAGGGAGUGAAGGCCAGAGACAUAGGGAGUGAAGGCCAGAGACAUAGGGAGUGGAGGCCAGAGACAUAGGGAGUGGAGGCCAGAGACAUAGGGAGUGGAGGCCAGAGACAUAGGGAGUGGAGGCCAGAGACAUAGGGAGUGGAGGCCAGAGACAUAGGGAGUGAAGGCCAGAGACAUAGGGAGUGAAGGCCAGAGACAUAGGGAGUGAAGGCCAGAGACAUAGGGAGUGAAGGCCAGAGACAUAGGGAGUGAAGGCCAGAGACAUAGGGAGUGAAGGCCAGAGACAUAGGGAGUGAAGGCCAGAGACAUAGGGAGUGGAGGCCAGAGACAUAGGGAGUGGAGGCCAGAGACAUAGGGAGUGGAGGCCAGAGACAUAGGGAGUGGAGGCCAGAGACAUAGGGAGUGGAGGCCAGAGACAUAGGGAGUGGAGGCCAGAGACAUAGGGAGUGGAGGCCAGAGAGUGGUCAUGGAGAGAGGAAAGCAGGGAGGUGACUGUUAGAGGGGAAGAGACUCAAUAGAGGCAAGGGACCCCCCUACACACACAUAGACAUUCCAGCCUUUCCAUCACAUAGACAUUUCUCUUGUUUCCUCUUUAUUAAUCCAAUCAGUCACACAGGGGGGCUCCUGCAGUUGCCUCAGUCAGACUUCUCAGGGUUACUUACUGCAUCUAAGCCUGACACUGUGCAUCCCCCAUAGGGACCCUGUUGGGCACCCCUCCCUUUUUGACUCUUAUGCAAAGACUUGCUGUGUUUAGCAUUAACCCUUUGUAAUCAACCGAUUCCCAACUUCCUCAGGCCCCUCUGGGUCGCCAGUCAUUUAUUUCUUUCUCAGGCAUCUUUGUAGCCAAGCUUUCUGGAGUCACCAGUUGGCUUGUAGCAGUUCAGGCUUGUAGCAGUUAUCCCCACAGUCUAAGUUUUAUGUAACUGGGGCCUAUAUAGUCUUUAGCGUUUAACGUUUUCACAGAUAGCAGGGUAUAUAGAAGUAGAUCUUUGCCAGUCAGGCUGUAGUACAGGGGUUGUUGCUGGUUCGCUAUGCUUUACCCUGGUGGAUAAGCCUACAAAGAGCCACAUGGAGGCUCCGUCCCAUAUAUCUGGAGCCAGGCCUGGGCAUCGUGUCCAAAGAAGGCGCUCCAAAGCUCAGAGAGACCGACAACGAGGACCUUCCCCUGCUAAUUCUUCUUCUUCAACAAGCCCUGCCCCUGAGCUUUGGCCCCGCCCUCAGCGCAAGAGGAGGAAGAGAAGGGGUGCCGACAAUGUCAAUUUUAAAGAAGACGAUUUGAUCGAUGGAUUUUGUAUCAGCAGCUAUGGGAGCCUGGAGGCUAUGCAGAGGGAUUUCUCGGCAAACUCUGCACCCCACGAGGAGCCAUACAGAAAACGACCUCCCGGGAAAAGAAAAAGAAGCGACGAAGCCAGCUCGGAGGAUCCAGGUGCCAGUGGCCCCGAGAACAGAGUUGCCGCAUACAAGGGCCCAAGGGAUUGCAAAGGCCUUAAAGAUCAGAAGAGAAACUGGCCAGCACAUAAUGCUCAGGAAGGAUGUGCGCAGCAUGUAGGCCCCCCGGGGGUCAUAAGUCAGGACUGUCUCCACUGCUGUCUGGAUACUGGCUAUAUUUGUGAUGCAGAGAGUAGCUGUGAUGAGCAAACUCCCAGAGAUGAUCUGGCCCUGUCAUUUACUAUUUCUACGAGCACAGCUUCUGUGUCGCUCUCUGGGGGGCGUCCCAAGCUAUCUGUUCUCUGUGAGAUUUCUGGAUUGGGCAGAAGUUGUGAGAGGAGCCAAGAGCCGGAGUGUGAGCCUUUGCUACCCCAGCUGUGCCCAACUCCCUUACCCCCACGCACGCCCCUCCCCCCACCUAAGCCCCCACCCAGUACGACUCCCAAAGCACAGCCUGCACCUGCAGUGCCUGCACCUACUGUUGGUUUGGAUCUAGGCAUGAACAGUUCCAGCAGAUGCACCUUCACCAAACCGUUGUCAGUUCCCCGGAUGUCUCCGCGCCCCCCAACACCAUCCCGUUCUUUGCCGGGCCAUUCUGCUCCACAGGGUUUCUCCUCUGCUUUGCGCCCUCAGACCCAUCAUCACUUGAGCUUAUUUGCCCCUGCUCCUGCCCCAGCCCUUCCUCCCCCACCUCCACUUCUGCAGGUUACUGGGCACCCAGCUUCUGCUGUCACUACUGUGCUAUCUGCAGAACACAACGUGAUUGGUCAGGAAAUGGGUUCCCGGUUCGUGGCUGCACCUGGAGCUGGAGCGGAGCUGAGUGCGGCUGUCAGACCCAUGUACCAAUUCCACCAGCACAACCACCAACAUACGCACCAGCACACGCACCAGCACUUCACUCCCUUCCCUCCUGCUGUGGCAUCAGCUACUUUUGAGAAGUAUCCGGGUAAAAUUGAAAGUCUGUACAGGCAGAAUUUUUUCCAGCCCUUUUCACCAGUUAUCACUGCACUCCCCCCUGUUCUACCUCCUAGUGUCUCCUUUGGCUCCCUGCAGGGGGCAUUUCAGCCCAAGAGCACAAGUUCUGAGCUGGCCUCAAGAUGCUCUGUGCCCCCCUCUUUGCCUCAUAAAGCUCCUCAGCUCACAGAUCAGUUUAGGCCGAGGAGGUCGGGGCGCUGGUGUGCAAUGCAUGUUCGUCUGGCUUACAUGAUCCUGCGGCACCAGGAGAGAAUUAAGCUCGCACAUGGCACUCCCCACAAGCCACCCUUCCGGAGUGAUCUCCUCUCCUGUCUCCCUGCAGGACUCAGUUCUCUGCCAUCCUCACAUGAACUGGCACGAACCUCUUCCCUCUUCACCGGCUCCCCUGGACAUUUUCAGGUCUCUCCUCAAGCUGCAGCCCCCUUUCUUCCCCCUUCUGGACCUGUGGAUCCAUUCAUAAGGACGUCUGGGUUUUCUCCUCUGGCUGCCCUUAAUAAUGGUGCAUUUGGAGGACUAGGGAACCCAUCGUACAAUCCUCCCACAAUGUUUAACCGGAAGGAUGGCCCUGCAAUUCAGGGCUUUCCCAACCCCCAUGACCCAUGGAAUCGGCUCCACCGCACACCUCCAUCUUUUCCGACAGCACCGCCUCAGAUUUGUGCCAAGCCUGAUCUGGAUGCACAUUCUGUGCCACUGAUGAAGAAUGAGAAGGAUCGGGAUCUUUUCUGCCGCCUGGCACCACAUAUCUCCCCUCUGACCUCCAGCCAGCGCCUCCCUGGUGGGGAGGAGCGUGGGCCGUCGCGUACAGUCUCUCCGUACAUGGCAGCAAGGCAUGGAAGCAGUUCUGACAUCAAGCCUCGCCUGACGCCUGAUCACUCCAAGGUGAAGGUGAAGGAGGAACCCGAGGUGCUGACAUUUGAAGUGGGGCGCUCUCCUGUGCCUGGGCUACACUUGUCCCAUCCGUCUCCCCCCUUUGAGAGGCUUCGUGGCCCCUUCCUGGGUGAGCAGUUUCCUCACGCAUUGGAGCCCUGGAGAGAUGUCUACCGAAGAGUGGAUCCCCAGCCCCUCCGUCUUCCUUCAGUGUCCCCCCGCCUUUACGAAAGAGAGGAGCGGGCGCAUAUCUUGCGAGAGGACUUUGAACGUGCCCACAUGUAUGGCUUGCCCCCUCAUCAUGCCGCCAUGCAGCCUUCAGCAGCGUCCAUGCUCGGUGCUCUCUACCCUCACCCCGCCUCUGGGCUGCUCAGCAAGACUCCUCCCAUUAACUUGCUGAGUGCCCCACCCCCUCUCAUCUCCACCUCACGACCGGGGUCUCCCCACCACAGGGACCUGUACAAAGAGAGAGACUCAAGAUAGAACUUUCAUCUUCAUCUAGGAGGGGGUGUCUUGUAAAUAUUUAUAUAUUACACCCUGAUGCCCUCCCAACCUUGACCUAUCCCCCACCCUAACCCUGGGCUUUUGUACAUUUUUAUGGUUAUAAUGUGAUUUUAAGCACUGUGCUAUCCCCUCCUUAAUCCCUUCCAGGAUUCAGUGUGUGUGGGCCAGUUGCAGAGCCGAGUGACCUUGCACCACAUUGUGCUGUCAAAGUGCAGAUCGCUCUGUCUGUUACAUCAAUAAAACCUCUCUUUAUUCCCCUGA